GCAAAAUUACAAUAAAGUUGCGAACGGAACGCAAAACCCGGCGGUUGAUCAUGAGCAUAGUGCGUGAAAAUCUAAAAUAGAUUUACUUAUUUAUUUUAUAUAUCGUGACCGGUGACGUAAUCACGAACUAUACACAAACCCCCUAAGUUAAACAUUACAGUAUUUUUAUUUAAGUGAAAAACUGUGUAGUGCCGAAAAAACACUGUAAUGUUUAAAUUCUUGUCAAAUUCUUUGAUUACUCAGGCCAGCUGUCAAGAGGUGGGGGGCUGGUUAUUUGAAACGAGCCGACACAGACAGACUUUAUGAAAUUUUCUCGAAGUAUGCAACGGUAGAGAAAAAUGGCGAAAAGCAUAUCACUAGUGAAGAUUUCGUCCGAAAGUUCCUUGGGUUAUUUGAUGAAGAUGACUACAACAAGGAAUCGGUUAAGCUCAUCGCUGGCAUCGUCGACAUGGACAAGGAUGGGUACAUAUCAUUCUCGGAGUUCCAGGCCUUCGAGGGCUUGCUGUGCGUUCCGGACGCUCUCUACAAAACAGCAUUCCAACUCUUCGACACUAACGGAAAUGGACUUGUUGCGUUUGAUGAGUUCGCGGAAGUCAUGCGUAAGACGGCGCUGCACAAAAAAUUGCCAUUCAACAUGGAAAGUACCUUCGUCCGAUUGUACUUUGGAAAGGACAAGAAACGUUUAGUAACCUACCCCGAGUUCAGUCAAUUUCUCCACGACUUCCACGAGGAGUAUGGAGUGGAGGCUUUCAAGAAGUGCGACAAGGACGGCACCGGCUUCAUCACCGCCGGCGACUUUAGGGACAUCAUGCUGAGUGUCAAGAACCACUUGCUGACCAAGGAAUUGAAGAACAAAGUUAUCAUGGCCUCGAGCUUCCUCCAGGGCGAACGUAAAAUCAGUUUUCCCUACUACAUGGCGUUCAAUUCUCUUCUCAACAACAUGGAGCUCAUCAAACGCGUGUACCUCAACGCUACGAACGGACACAGGACUUACGAAGUCACCAAGGAGGAGUUCCUGCACUCCGCGCAAAUGAUGAGUCAAAUCACACCCUUGGAAGUUGACAUACUCUUCACGCUCUGCGAUACGAUGCAUCAAACUAACGGAAGGAUCAUUUACAACGACCUCAAUGCUAUAACUCCUGAACAGUACUUCAAGCAAGUGACGCGUAGAGUUGCAGAAAUCAAAGCGGUGUCGGAGGAGGUAAAUACGAUAAGAGAACCUUUUCGAUUAAUAUACUUUUUGGAGAGCAUCUUGAGUCCCGAAGAAAGAGGCGUGCUGAUACAAAUCCUCGAGAGCACUUACAGAUUCACACUUGGUUCUAUUGCUGGUGCCGUCGGAGCAUCCGCGGUGUACCCGAUAGAUUUGGUGAAGACGCGUAUGCAGAACCAGCGGACCGGGUCGUUCAUCGGCGAGGUGGCGUACCGGAACUCGUGGGACUGCUUCAAGAAGGUGAUCCGCCACGAGGGCGUGUUCGGCCUCUACCGCGGCCUCGUGCCGCAGCUCAUCGGGGUGGCGCCGGAGAAGGCCAUCAAACUCACGAUGAAUGACUUAGUUCGAGACAAGCUAAUGGACAAGAAAGGAAACAUCACGCUCGGUGGUGAAAUACUCGCCGGUGCUUGUGCUGGAGCGUCUCAAGUAGUCUUCACAAAUCCAUUAGAGAUUGUUAAAAUUCGUCUGCAAGUGGCGGGCGAGAUCGCCGGCGGUGGUAAAGUUCGAGCUCUGUCCGUUGUCAAAGACCUCGGACUCUUCGGACUGUACAAGGGGGCGAAGGCCUGUCUGCUUCGUGACGUCCCCUUCAGUGCAAUUUACUUCCCAGCUUAUGCCCAUGUCAAGGCGAAGUUCGCGGACGAGAACGGCUACAACCACCCGCUCACGCUGCUGGCGGCCGGAGCCAUCGCCGGCGUGCCCGCCGCCUCGCUCGUCACGCCCGCCGACGUCAUCAAGACGCGCCUGCAGGUGGUGGCACGAUCAGGACAAACGACAUACAACGGUUUAAUAGAUGCUACUAGAAAGAUUUACGCUGAGGAAGGCGCCAGAGCCUUCUGGAAGGGUGCCGUAGCCCGUGUGUUCCGUUCGUCUCCUCAGUUCGCCGUUACGUUGGUGACGUAUGAAAUUUUACAGCGUCUAUUCUAUGUUGACUUCGGUGGAUCCCGCCCGACGGGAUCAGAGCUGACGAUAUCGACUCCCAUCGAGGAGACGGCCCGCAAGCCGCACCACAUCGGAGGCUACCAGGUCGCGAUGCCGGUGCUGACCGGCUUGGAGACCAAGUUCGGUAUCUCGCUACCGAGGUUCUCAUUCGUGAAGCCGCAAAACUGAAUCGAAUAAUCGACUUACGGAUUUUGGACCUAAUCGACAUAUGAGUAAGUCAGAAUUUACAAUAUAAACAAUUGUACU
Molecule: messenger RNA, 2395 nt
Organism: Vanessa tameamea
Lineage: Eukaryota; Metazoa; Arthropoda; Insecta; Lepidoptera; Nymphalidae
Gene: aralar1
Product: calcium-binding mitochondrial carrier protein Aralar1
Exons: 16
Coding region: 449-2317 (622 amino acids)
Biological process (GO): aspartate transmembrane transport; L-glutamate transmembrane transport; malate-aspartate shuttle
Molecular function (GO): L-aspartate transmembrane transporter activity; L-glutamate transmembrane transporter activity; calcium ion binding
Source: RefSeq, a predicted model, not a curated record